AUGGCUCCCUCCCCUACCCUGAGCGGCUCGCCUAUGGAUGCACUUGUGGGGCUUCCGGCUCUUCCAGGGGUGCCGUCGCUUGCCAGCACACUCGGCGCCGUCCUACUAGGCUCCGUCUUUGGAUUCAUGCUAUAUGUAUUGAUGCUCCACCAGACGUACCGGUACUACAGGAUGUAUCCCGGCGACAGUCUGGCGCUUAAGGGUUUGGUUUUCAUUAUCGUUGCUAUGGAGACAUUCCAUACGGCCCUGUGGAUCAUCAUCUGUUACGAAUAUCUCAUCAACAAUUACUUCAAUCCCUUCAAUCUCAUCGAAACCCACUGGCGAGUGACUCCUAAACUGUACGCCCUCAGGUAUAUCAAGCUCACAAUACCAGUGACCGCUAUCACUGGCACGUUCAGCCAAAUUUUCUACGCAGGUCGGAUCUACUACAUCGGCCCCCAAUACAGACCCAUUGUCGCAGCAGCGGUCACGGUCAUGCUUCUUUCUCUGGGAUGGGAUUUCGCUGCCACGGUCAAAGUGUUUCAUGCAGCGACCAUCUUCGAAUUCUCUCACUGGACGUGGAUCAUCUCUGUCGCGUACGGCAUGGUCGUCCUGUGUGACCUCAUCAACGCUACGGCCCUGAUUGUAGUCCUGCGUCGCAGCCGUACCGGCGUGAAACGGACUGAUACGGUCAUAGACACACUUGUGUUGUACACGGUGAACACUGGACUGCUGACUACCAUCGUCAGCUCGCUCGUCUUCGCUUUCGCACUGGCGUACCCAGACAACUUGAUAUACGGCGCCCUCAGCAUCCCGGGGGUCAAGCUGUACUCCAACUCCGUGUUAGCCUUGCUCAACUCGCGCCGCGCCCUGUCAGAGCGCAUGAAACAGGGCCUCGAGGACGAUUCGGACUGGGCGCGCCCUCCAACCCUCGAGACCUGGAACGUCCGACAUGUUCCGAUUUCGUUACCGGUCACAAUCGACAUGACGGGGAGCCUGGGCAUACAGUCGGAUAUCGCCAAAGUCCUGCGGGGUGGUGAAGGCGAUGAUGCGGCGUAGACGCGUGUCGACGCCCUAGGGAUCCCGCUGCUCUCCGUGGCGUUGCGUUAAAGGCCUACAGAAUGGGUAUACCGAUAGCGGGAGCGGGUGAGCGGCUCGAAGUGAAGGGGCUUGACGGAGGAGACACGUUCGCGUCGCACCGGGGACAGGCCCUCCCGGCAGAGCAACGUUAUAUAUUCGCGUCGAUCCUGUAUUAUGUAUGCUAUG
Trametes versicolor FP-101664 SS1 is the source of this 1245-nucleotide messenger RNA. RefSeq lists its product as uncharacterized. The transcript is spliced from 22 exons. The record is from RefSeq and is a predicted model, not a curated record. Lineage: Eukaryota; Fungi; Basidiomycota; Agaricomycetes; Polyporales; Polyporaceae. The coding region runs from base 1 to 1038 and encodes 345 amino acids.